GGGACCCAGGGCUGGGGACACACGGAGAGCCAGUGUCCCAGCUCUGCGCCCUCCCAGAGCCCACGGACCACAGCCAGCAAGCAGCUUCUCCAGAUACGCUGGUGCAGGCCUGGCCCAGCAGCAGCUGGGGGAGAGGGCACUGGGAGGUGGCAGCUAUCCCACACUGCCUGCACCCUCCCAGACUGUAGUGUGUGUGGUGCCCCCACCCCACAAGUCCCAUUUCUGCCCGACGUGAAGGAGACAGCCCCGGGCAUGGCAGAGGAGAGGCCAGGUGCCAUGCAGGCACCAGAGGACCAGGAGCAGCGAUGGCCUGACUUGCAGGGGGCUGGAGGGCCUGAGGAGGAACAAGAGGAGGAGGAGACACCCCUGGACUGCAUCAUCUGCUUCACGCCCUAUGACCGGCUGUUCAAGGUGCCCAAGGCCCUGGGCUGUGGGCAUGCCUUCUGCCUGGAGUGCCUGGCACGCAUCAACGUCUCCUCUGAGGAGGUCAAUGCUGUGAGCUGCCCCGUGUGCCGGGAGCUCACACGCCUACCCCGUCGCAAAGGGCUGCCUGGCCUGCCCACCCGCUACGACCUGCUGGAGCAGCUGCCCCCCCUGCCUGGUGCCCCCAAGGGCUCCGUCCACUUCAGCCGCCGCAAGGGACUGCUCUACAUGCUAGGGGGGAAUGGAGGCAGCAACCAGGGCUGGGCCUGGGGCCGGGCACCGGCACUGCCCAAGCCAGGCAGCACCCUUAACACCAUCAGCCUGAGUGUGGAUGUAGGGCGUCCGGAGCCCCGGGUCGCGGGCCGUAGCCUGCAGAGGCUGAGCAUCACCAGCUGGCCCUUCUGUGUGGCCGUAGCCGUGGCCAUAGUGGUGACAGUGGGGCUCAUAGCCUGCGGCAUUUACAUCUUCUUCUGGCUGCCAGGUGUGUACAACAUGGCAGGGCCGCGCCCAGGACUCAGCAACUUCACCUGGCCCCUGCCCUCAAGGCCCACGAUCAACAGCACACUCACCAACCACACCCUAGCCCCCCCCACCAGGCACUGAUGCCCAUGGGCUGGGCUGGGAUGAAGGCCACUUCCCUGCUGUGCCCCUCCUAGCACCAGCCCCUGGACUGCCCUGUCCCUGCCCUGCCUGGGCUGAUGCCUGACAAGAGGAGCAGCUGCCAGGACCUGGACAUGACUGUGGGUCUGUGACUGUGACAUCCCUGAUCACUGCCAGAGAACUGACUUGAGGGGAGGGGGGGAGACCACCCCCUGCACCAGCCCCUUCAGACCCCAUCUCCUGGGAACAUACAUGUGACCCCUCUUCUCCUGUUCCUCUGCUUCCACCUGCAUUAAAUGACUUGUGUUUUGCGUGUCGA
Molecule: messenger RNA, 1342 nt
Organism: Gavialis gangeticus (Gharial)
Lineage: Eukaryota; Metazoa; Chordata; Crocodylia; Gavialidae
Gene: RNF225
Product: ring finger protein 225
Exons: 2
Coding region: 253-1026 (257 amino acids)
Biological process (GO): protein ubiquitination
Molecular function (GO): ubiquitin protein ligase activity
Source: RefSeq, a predicted model, not a curated record